AUGUACGGGGACACAUUGCUCAUCGUCUGUUUUGGUUCUUUCAAGGCAUUCUUUAGAUUUCUGAUCACCGACGACCUAUCUUUGUUCAGAUAGUUGCUCCGUUCCUAAUUUUAGUUCUCGCUAUGUGUGCUCGAAAAAAUUCACAAGAGAAGAGUGGAAGGGCUAUUCCGAGCACCAAAACGGUAAAAAAACUGCGAAAGGCUCAAUUUCAUUUUUCUUUUCAGCUGAAAUCUGGUCGCGUGCAAUGUAUAUCGCAGAAGGAACUGAAUGACGAACACCAGGAAAGUGUGACCGGAGUCAGUGUUCGGCAAGUGAAAAAGCGAGAUGCUCCGAAAAGUGGGAAAAAAAUACAUGCAAUUCCGAGAAUUGCUCGCAUUUCAGACGAAGUUCACAAACCGAUCGAUGCAGCUGUCUCCGAGGGAAUGAUAUUGGACCCAAAACAUUUUAAAAAACAAGGAAACAUCGAUAUGGUCAGUUAUUAAUUCAGACAGAAAACAUUUUGAUUGUUUUUUUAACUCUAAAAUCUUUUUUGAAUUCGUAGAGUACGGUAGAAGACACAAUUUAGCACGCACACAUCGUGUUUGCGUACUGUGUGUACCGUAAUUACCUCGAAUACCUUUCGAAAGCGUUCCUCUUAAAUUGUUUUAUGUGCUCGAAUCCUAUUCAAAAAUCUUUUUUUUUGCGUUCAGAUGCCAUCUAACCUUGAUUUUCACAAAGAAAUCAAGCAUUUGAUGGACAACCCUCCAAUUUCGGAUGCAGACCGUUCGGGCUCCAACUCCUCUGAAAAUAAUGACCAAAGAAGGGUAAUUCGCUCCAUUUUAUGAAUUUAUGAAAAAGCGAGUGAUAGGUUGUUAUCCAUCCAUCGCAGUGCAAAAUUUUCGAAACUUCGAAACCAUCCAGCGAACCUUCUAGUGUCUAA
This is a messenger RNA of Caenorhabditis sp. 36 PRJEB53466, 919 nucleotides long. The record is from the annotation of a GenBank genome assembly. NCBI's taxonomy places the organism in Eukaryota, Metazoa, Nematoda, Chromadorea, Rhabditida, Rhabditidae.